CUUCUUCGCAGCAAAAACGGGGUCGUUUUACUUUCUAUCCGUUUUAAGAAAGAUUUACUCUCCAAUAAGUUAAACGACGUCGUUGCCUACUCCUAUAUCAUCUUCCUCAUCCAGAUCUCACUCGUCUUCUCUGGAAUGAAGAUGCUGACCCAAGACGUCUCCUUCUCUAAAACCCUAAACCCCACUGUUUCUCUCUUCUCCUCACCCUUCCAUAAACCCGUUUCUCUACUCUACAAAACAGUUAAAUUCAAACCACUUGUCACCAUCAAUACCUACACCACAUUUUCCCUCCAGAAUUCCCUGUUUACCAUAAAAAAUGAUGGACCAGUCCGGCGAGAGGUACGGUCGUUUGCGGGCAGGAGCAAGACAAAGCACGACGGUCCUUCACCGGGGCGGCUGGAGGGGAACGCAGAAGUACGGCGGGAGGCGAAGCGGAACGCCCGACGCAAGUCGAAGAAGCUGGCUGAGUCCCUUUUCUACCGCCUGAAGAACCCGGGCCGCAGAAACCAUGCUGAUAACUUCUCGGAGGAGGAGCUCCAGAUGAUCGGACUCGGUUACGACCGGAUGGUUAGGUUCAUGGAGCGGGACGACCCCAACCUCCGCCAUCCGGACGACUGGUACAAGUACGGCGAGUUCGGGCCUUACUCUUGGCGCGGAGUCGUCGUUGGAGACCCCAUCCGCGGCAGAUUCUCCGAUGAGUGCGUCACUUUGAUUGGAGAAGUGAAGGAUCACGAGGAAUGGGAGAAGAUUGAGCAGUUCGAAAUGGCGUCGGAUUUUAGCAAGAGACUUCAAGAAAUGGACAAGAGCGUUGGGCUCAGGUACUUUUGGGUGUUCGUGAGGCACCCAAAGUGGAGGCUACAGGAAUUGCCAUGGCAGCAGUGGACACUGGUGAGUGAAGUGGUGCUGGAAGCUGGAAAACAGAGGCUAGACAAGUGGAAUCUGAUGGGAAGAUUAGGCAACAAGGCGAGGUCACUGAUAACUCAGUGUGCAGCGUGGAUGAGACCGGACAUUAUAUACGUGAAAAGACCAGUGUAUCAGUGCAGGUUCGAGCCUCAAGAUGACUUCUUCAAUGCGUUGAUUCCAUUUCUUGACCCCCAAACGGAGAACGAGUUCUUAUUCGAGGUGAGGGAUGAUGAAGGAAGGGUGGAAAUGUGUACGUAUUUCGGGGGCCUGUGUAAGAUCGUGAGGGUGAAUCCGAAGGCGUUUGUGGAUGAAGUGGUGAAUGCAUACCAGAAAUUGAGUGAGGAGAAGAAGUCUAAAUGCUUGGAGUUCUUAUUGACGAACCAUCCGGAACAGCUUCUGCAUCCGUAUACUAGAGAGUGGAAGGCUAAAUUAGAGGAGAUGGAGUUGGGCUGUGAUGCCCCGGACGAGGAUGAGGAAGAGGAUGUUCAUAGGAAGAAUCCGGGUGAGACCCGGUUCAUAGAGUGGCUUGAGGAUGACGGUAAUGAUGAUGACGAGGAUGAACAGGAUGAUGUGAUUGUGGACAUGGAAAGAGGUGGGGAUGAUGAACUGGGGGCAAAAGAAGAGGAUUCAGGCGCAGAGGAGGAUGCAGAGUACUGGAAGGAGGAGUUCGAGAAGGCAAUAAGCAGUGGUGAGAGAAUGGAGAAGCUUGCUAUGAGAAGUGUAGAGGCAUCAACAAAGUUGUACGAGAGACAACUGAGGCAAACAGCAAGGAUUGAAGAAGAUGGAGAUGAGACAAGCAUGAGAGGUGCGAGAGCAAAAGUGAGUCCGGAGGAGUGGAAGAUUGUCGGAAUUGGUCCGUGGAGGAAGAGAACCAAGAAGAGUAAAAUCCCACCCGAGCUCUUCUUGCGGGCAGCUGUUCGGCCAUUCACGUAUAGAAACCUUGUAAAGGAGAUUGUUUUGACAAGGCAUGCAAUUUUGGAAGGUGACAUUGGUAGGAAAACUGAUGAGCCUUGUUGAGUGAUUAUGCAUUGGCUUCUAAUACCUAUACUAAAGAAAAAGUUGGAGGGAAGCAGCUGAUCAUGUAUUUGAGAAACAUUGUAAAUGAGAAAACUAGAAUAGUUUAGUUCAACUAAAA
Carica papaya (papaya) is the source of this 2038-nucleotide messenger RNA. RefSeq lists its product as uncharacterized. The record is from RefSeq and is a predicted model, not a curated record. NCBI's taxonomy places the organism in Eukaryota, Viridiplantae, Streptophyta, Magnoliopsida, Brassicales, Caricaceae.